GGAAAUACUCAAAAUUCAGAGCCAAAAAAAAUUGUAAUAAUUUCAAAAAAAUGAAGAAACAAAUAGUGAAGGAGUUCAUCACCGUAAAAAAAGUUAGGUAUUUGCCACCGGAACCUGAGGAGCCUCCACCACCACCACCACCGCCCAAAAGGUGGUGCCUUGCCGUUGGAUCCUGCUCGCUGGACAUGAUCACGAUUGUGAACGACCGGCUCGUGCCUGGCCAAGUAGCACGCACCACGGACGGGUCCUGGCGGCGGGGCGGACCAGCUGCCAAUAUUUGCACGGUUUGGCGACGACUGGGCAUGGAGUGCGAGUUCCUGGGCGUCCUCAGCCGGAUGGGCGCGUUUGAGAGCCUACGUCACAGUUUCCAGUCGGAUAACAUUGAAAUCUCGAACUGUCCCAUGACCAAUCACCAUCCUCCGCAUAGGAGCAUCGUUGUGCAAAGGAACACCGACUUUCGCACUGUCCUGGAGUUUGCCGACAGACGCCAGGAGCUAACCUACCAGCAGUUUGUGGGUGCGGUGGAUUACCAAAAGUACUUGUGGAUCCACUUUGAGAUGCGCCUGCCCGACCAGAUUAGGAAGAUGAUUUUGGCUGUGCGCGACUUCAACGAACGUUGCCCCGAAUCGAAGAUCACAAUCUCCACCGAUGUGGAUAACAUGAAUCCAGACACCAUGCUCGCCGCCAGCAUGGCGGACUACGUUUUCAUUCGGAAGGCCGUCAUGCACAAGUAUGCCUACGUGAACGGUCGGGAAACCGUCUGCGCCGCCAGGGAAAAGAUGGUAUUUGAAAGGAAAAAGUAUGAGAAGUCCCUUCCGCCUAAGAAUCCCUAUGUGCUGCCCGACGAACUCACGGAGGACGAACUUUGUCAGCCUGCAGAGUCCAAUCAACCCAUUAUCACAUACAACAACUUUCAGGAUGGAGCCAGCUGCCUGCUAAAAGAUGACACCUUCCUUAAGGUCGCUGCCCAGACUCCGGCCAAAAUGGUGGACGUGAACGGGAACAGUGACACCUUUGCUGCAUCCGUGAUUUAUGCUCUGCUGAUGGUGAAGAUGUCCAUACGAGAUGCUCUGGAAUAUGGCGCCCGAGCAUCGGCGCUCAAGGUAACCGCUGAGGGAUUCGACAUAAUGCGAUGCAUGCCCAAGGAUCUCGUCAAGUGCUACUAUGCUUAAGCUAUAUAU
Molecule: messenger RNA, 1181 nt
Organism: Drosophila bipectinata
Lineage: Eukaryota; Metazoa; Arthropoda; Insecta; Diptera; Drosophilidae
Product: ketohexokinase
Biological process (GO): fructose metabolic process
Molecular function (GO): ketohexokinase activity
Source: RefSeq, a predicted model, not a curated record